GUACACGUCGAAGUGGCCACGCAGGCGCACCGAAUCAUAACACUGCAUAUGAAGUCGCUUUACUCAUUUUCCUGUCGCGCGGGUCUUACCGCCUUAUUUAUCGGUUCCAGUGGCAGGUGUAGCUAUAGUGGGUGAGAGGCCGAAGUUAGGGGACGAACAGCUGGGCACGGCUGUGAAAAUAUGGUCGCUGCGAGGGCUGACCAGCUGGAGUUAGCUUAGGCUAGCAAAUGGCUGCUCGGCUGGGAUGUCUGCCACUGUGAGAAAUGAUAAGACACGGAAAAGUAUUGAAGCAGAGGGAAACCUGAGCCGCCCCCCUCCCCAAACAAGCAUGUGACAAACGGGCUCCAGUGUGACCAAAGACUUGGUUGCAGCCAAAAUGCCUCGUCUGGAUGAAGUGGCCAACAUUGCCCUCAGGGUGCCCAGCAUUCUGGUUCUGGACCUGCUGUAUAAAUGUGACAUCGAGGGUCUGACUGAAAACCUCAAGGCUAAAAACGAGGACAUGCUCUUCAAAUACAAAUAUGUCAUCUGGAACAUGUUCUAUCUUGCUCACCUGACAAAUCUGGUCGUGUUAAUCCUGCCGCUGAGACACAUUAUUACGCUCUACCUCCAUAUCCUCGUUGCCCUCCUUCUGUACAUGGGGCAUCAGAUUUCCAAGGAUUAUGUUCGCGAGGAGGUGCAGCUGGGAUAUGAAGGAGCGGUCUAUUUCAAUUCUUUGGCCUUUAAUAGAUUCAUCUCUGCCUUGACUAGUCAGAUCAUCCUCAGCACGCUCUGUGCCUUCCUGAUGAAGACCAGAAAGGUGUGGCUGUUCUCCACUCACAUGCUCCCCCUGCUGGCCCGACUCUUCGCCGUCCCUAAUGCCGCCCUGCUGACCGUCAACACUUUCUCCUUGGGCCUGACGGUGGCAGGGAUCGGCCUGUUUCUCCUCGCCAACUUGUUUGUGCCAUAUCGCCUGGCGAGGGCCGCCUACUCACAGCUGCUUCACCUGGAGGUGAUGGAGCUGUACAGACUCCUGGCUUUGGGGAUCUCUCUGUGGAACCAGUUCGCUGUUCCGGCCCUCUUCAGUGUCUUCUGGUUCGUUCUGUUCGCCGUCCAGCUGUGCUCGGACGUCAUGUCCUCCAGCAGCUCCGUGACUUAUCAGGGAAUCAUGUUCUUUUUGCUCACUAGCGUGUCAGAAUGUUGCGGCACGCCAUACUCUCUGUUGGGCCUCACCUUCGUGGUGUCCUAUCUGGCUCUGGGACUUCUCAACCUGUGCAAGUUUUACCUGGGAGGUUACGCUGUGGUGCAGAACGAGAACGUCAUGCACAGAGGCGUGACAGAGGGAGUCACUCUGCUGCUGCUCGCCCUGCAGACAGGCCUGCUAGACAUGCAGGCGCUGCAGCGCACCUUCCUCCUCAGCAUCAUCCUCUUCAUUGUUCUGACUUCAACCCUGCAGUCCAUGAUAGAAAUAACAGAUCCCAUCAUUCUAGCCCUGGGCGCGUCACGCAAUAGAAGUGUGUGGAAGCACUUCCGUGGCCUCAGCAUGUGUCUGCUUCUGCUGGUUUUCCCGGUGUUCAUGGCUUAUAAAAUCUCCCAGUUUUUCCACAUGGACUUCUGGCUCCUCAUACUGGUUUCCAGCUGCAUGCUAACCUCCCUCCAGGUCACAGGCACCAUGCUGGUCUACUGCCUCUUCAUGGUGGAGCUGUUCCGCAGCGACCCGAUCGAGAGCCUGGACGAGGUCAUCUACUGGGUGAACGCCAUCAGCAGGGUGCUGGAGUUCCUGGUGGCGCUGUGCGUGGUGGCCUACGGCACCUGGGAGUCGCUGUUCGGCGAGUGGAGCUGGAUGGGCGCCUCCGUCAUCAUCAUCCACUCGUACUUCAACGUGUGGCUCCGAGCCCAGUCCGGCUGGAAGAGCUUCCUGCUCCGGCGGGAAGCGGCGAAAAAGAUCAACUCCCUGCCCAGAGCCACGGCGGAGCAGCUGGACCAGCACAACGACGUCUGCUCCAUCUGCUUCCAGGUGUGUCACUCGUUCCACAAGGGGUGAUUGCUGCAGUGCCGAU
Gambusia affinis (western mosquitofish) is the source of this 2036-nucleotide messenger RNA. RefSeq names its product RING finger protein 145. Gene Ontology annotation, molecular function: ubiquitin protein ligase activity. The transcript is spliced from 10 exons. Gene Ontology annotation, cellular component: endoplasmic reticulum; endomembrane system. The coding region runs from base 377 to 2020 and encodes 547 amino acids. NCBI's taxonomy places the organism in Eukaryota, Metazoa, Chordata, Actinopteri, Cyprinodontiformes, Poeciliidae. The record is from RefSeq and is a predicted model, not a curated record.